Molecule: messenger RNA, 2141 nt
Organism: Cyprinus carpio (common carp)
Lineage: Eukaryota; Metazoa; Chordata; Actinopteri; Cypriniformes; Cyprinidae
Gene: btr09
Product: bloodthirsty-related gene family, member 9
Molecular function (GO): zinc ion binding; protein binding
Source: RefSeq, a predicted model, not a curated record
GAGACCGAUGAGCUGGGUGGAAACUUUCAGUGAAAUGAAACCAACUGUCUGCAAACUGAAAACCAACAAUCUAGAAACCUUUUUUUUACCUUUAAACAACAAAAUGUUUAGCUAUCCAAUUGCACGCAAGAUGUAUGCGAGGACAGCUGAUACUCAAAGGGCAAAAGCAAUGGCAGAAUCUCCAAAACCACAAGAGAAAAGGAGGAAUUUAUCUUCCCUGGCGUCCUCUGCUGGUCCUCUGAAUGAGGAGCUCCAUUGUAACAUCUGUCUGGAUGUGUUCAUAGAUCCAGUCUCCACUCCAUGUGGACACAACUUCUGCAAGAUGUGUCUGAAAAAAUGCUGGGACAGCAGGCACGACUACAGCUGCCCAAUUUGUAAAGAAUCAUUCAACCAAAAACCUAAUCUCAAGGUCAAUACAACACUCAGAGACAUUGUAGAUCACUACAAAAAGAAAAAUAAUCUGAAAAUACCUCCAGUGUUGUGUGAUAUCUGUACAGAUACUAAAUGGAAAGCCCUGAAGUCGUGCCCUGCGUGUCAGAGCUCUUUCUGUAAGGCUCACCUGGAGCGUCAUUUGAGGGUUCCAGGUUUAAAACAACACAGACUGAUAAAUCCUGUAAAAAAUCUCCAGGAUCAUUUGUGUCAGAAACAUGACAGACCUCUGGAGCUGUUCUGUAGAGAUGAUCAGACAUGUGUGUGCGUGAUCUGCACUGUGACCAAACACAAGAACCACAACAAUGUUCCUGUAGAGCAGGAGACUGAAGAGAAAAAGAGUGAGCUGAUAAAGACUCAGACAGAUGUGCAGCAAAUGAUCCAGGACAGAAUGAAGAAGAUUGAACAAAUCCAACACUCAGUAAAGCUCAGAAAAAAAAACACUGAAAAAGAAAGAACAGACAGCAUUGAGCUGUUUACUAGUCUGAUCCGCUCCAUUGAGAGAUGUCAGUCUGAGCUGCUGGAGUUGAUGGAGCAGAAGCAGACAGCAGCAGAAACACAGGCUGAAGAGCUGAUUAAAGAGCUGGAGCAGGAAAUCACUGAACUGGAGAGAAGAAACACUGAGCUGGAGCAGCUCUCACACACUGAAGAUCACCUGCACCUCCUACAGAUUUAUCCAUCCCUGUGCAGCCCUAUGGAAACCGAGAUCUGGGCUGGGAUCAGUAUUAAUACUUGUGUGAGUGUGGAGACUCUGAGAAGAACUUUGACUCAGCUGCAGAAGACUCUAGAUGAGAAACUCAGUCAAACAGUGUUGAAGAGAAUACAGCAGUAUGCAGUGGAUGUGACUCUGGAUCCUGACACAGCCCACCCUGACCUGAUCCUGUCUGAAGAUGGAAAAAAAGUGCGACAUGGAAACAUAAAGCAAUACUGCCCAGACUAUGACAAGAGGUUUAAUAAAUAUAUGAUUGUCCUAGGAAACAAGGGCUUUUCAUCUGGGAGGUUUUAUUUUGAGGUGCAGGUUAAGGGAAAGACUCAGUGGAGUUUAGGUGUGGCAAGAGAAUCCAUUAACAGGAAGGGGGUGCUCAACCUGUGUCCUGAAAGUGGUAACUGGACUUUGUGGCAAAGUAACGCAAAAGAGUAUAAAGCUUGUGAGUCUUCCCCUGUCUCUCUCUCCCUGAACGUGAAGCUUCAGAAGGUGGGUGUGUUUGUGGAUUAUGAGGAAGGCUUGGUCUCCUUUUAUGAUGUGGAGUCCAGGUCUCAUAUCUACUCUUUCACUGGUCAGUUUUUUACUGACAAACUCUAUCCAUUUUUAAGCCCUUGGACUAAUGAUGCAGGUAAAAAUUCAGCACCACUGAUCAUCUCACCUGUUAAUUACAGUGAAUGACAUAUAACUAAAUAUGAAGUACCAGAUGAAAAUGAUUUUUAUAAUCAUGAAUCUGAAAUAUAUAUGUACUUUUAUUCAAAUAAUUAAAGUGUGUACAUUCUUAAUAACAGAGUGUACAGAUCUACAUAAUACAGUAAAUGUAAAUGUUCAACAUUUUUGAAAUUAUUUUAUGCAUGUUUCAUUAAAUAUUUGCUCAAGCAUUUUCUUUCUUUGCUCUUCUCUGUCUGUCAAAGUGAAAUGAUGUGACACUGACCUGUAAACAGUCAUUCCUGUGCUGCACAAUUCUUAUCUUAUCACAUGGGACAAUAAAAAAAUAAAAAAAUAAAAA